UCAAAAUUCCAGCAGUGUAUUACUAGUGCGGACGGGUUUUGUGAACAUGGUGAUGUUGAUGUCCACUAAAACUAUGAUGAGUGUAAACGAUGGGGAACAGAUAGAAUAGAAUGGAAUAUAUCAACCAGCCAUGGUCAAACAAGGAAUCAAGAUCUUCUGUCGGAUAAAGCCGACGAAAGCCAAAACCGGGCUUUUUGAAAUUGAUGAAGACGACAGUGGCUUCCCUAAGCUGAGCGUUGUUGUCCCCAAGGACUUGGCGUCCGGCUUCAUCAACAACAAGAAGGAGGAAUACUCUUUUCGAUUUGAUGGGUUAUUUGACCAGUACACCAAGCAGGAUGAGAUCUUUGACAAUGUGGCCAAAGAUGUCAUUGACAACUGCUUGCUUGGAUACAAUGGAACUAUCUUUGCAUAUGGACAGACUGGAAGUGGGAAGACAUUUACCAUCACUGGAGGACCAGAGCGUUUCAUCGAUCGUGGAAUCAUUCCCAGGAUGCUCACGUAUCUGUUCGAGGAAUAUGCUAAGAACCCUGGCCAUGUCUACACCACUCAUAUCUCCUAUCUGGAAAUUUACAACGAGAGUGGAUACGACUUGCUGGACCCCAAGCAUGAGGCUGCAAAGCUGGAAGACUUGCCGAAAGUUUCCCUUAUGGAGGACAGUGAUGGCAACAUCCAUCUCAAGAAUCUCUCCAUCCAUCAGGCCAGUAAUGAGGAAGAGGCCCUCAACUUACUCUUCCUUGGAGACACUAACCGCAUGAUUGCAGAGACGCCCAUGAACCAAGCCUCCACCCGUUCUCACUGCAUCUUUACCAUUCACGUGUCCGUCCGUGAGGCAGGAUCAGCCACCAUCCGCAGGGCCAAGCUACACCUGGUGGAUCUCGCUGGAUCCGAGAGAGUUGGCAAGACGGGAGUUGGAGGGACGCUACUGACUGAGGCAAAGUACAUCAACCUGUCACUGCACUAUUUGGAGCAGGUGAUUGUUGCCUUAUCGGAGAAGUCGCGGACGCACAUACCGUAUCGCAACUCCAUGAUGACGUCUGUCUUACGAGACAGCCUAGGGGGCAACUGCAUGACCACCAUGAUUGCGACAUGCUCGGUGGAGAAAAAGAACAUUGAUGAGUCCAUCUCGACGUGUCGAUUUGCCCAGAGGGUGGCCCUGAUCAAGAAUGAUGCCUUCCUGAAUGAAGAGAUUGAUCCUAAACUCAUGAUUGCACGAUUGAAAGCAGAGAUACAGGAGUUGAAGAACCAACUGGCUCUAGCCACGGGAGAACAGAGCAUGGAUGAGUUGACUGAUGAGGAUAGGGAGAGAUUAACUGAGCUUGUUGACAGUUAUAUCCAAGACUCAGAUCCCGAGGCAACGCUGAAUGUCGGGGCUGACAUGCGCAAGAUCAAUGAGUGCUUCAGGAUGCUCAAGAGAUUGGCACAAGGGAAGGGGUUUGCCUCGGGCGGCUCCAGACAAAAGCAGAGGGAGGAGGAAAGAAUGGAAGAACAGCGGAUGCCUAAUGAAGAUCCCAUGUCAUCCAUUGACUCAGUGUCAACUGUCAAUCAAGCUGAGAUGAACAAGAUGAAGGAACUGCUCAAACAGAGGGACAAUGAAAUCAACAUCCUCGUCAAUAUGCUGAAGAAAGAGAAGAAACGAGCCCAGGACGCCCUCAGUCAACUCCAUAACAGGGCUGGAAGUCACCAGCCGGAUCUGUCUGCUUCCUCCUCAGACCAGGACAUUCCAAAUGGCUACAAUUCCAACAUCACCUCCUCCAGAGCGAGCGACAAAUCACAGGAGCCGCACAGGUCACAUGGGAGGAGAUCCAGGCAGGGAAGGACCCAAUCGGACGAGGACUACAGGUCACGUGACAGGGACAGGCAGUCUGUCGACCAAUCAGAUGCAAUGCUUAGGUCAGGUGACGGUGCAAGGCACAAGGUGGAGAGUAGCUCUUCCUCAUACAGGCUGAAAGACUCGAAAAGGAAAAUUUUAGGUGACAUGUCUGUGGGCAGGCAGGAAGCCUUUGAGAUCUUCCGUCGUGACUACCCCAACAACGCCGGCAUAGAGGACAACAAGCAGCAACUCAAACAGCGCUACUCAGAAGCCAAGGCCAAGGGACAGUUCGUCAACGAAUGCAGACAAAAUAUUAACAAGCUGAAGAGCCAAAUUGAGCACCGACGCCUGCAGCUGGCCAUGAGCGGGGAGCAGGACCCCGGCCAACCGGAUGAGGUGGAGCAGGCGCUACGGCAGCAGAUGGAACAAGAGAAGGCCAAUUACAAGGAGAUCUUCAACCAUCUCCGGUCACUCAAGACCGAGAUUGAGCACCUACAGCACUUCCUGGAGAAGUCUCGACUGCAGCUGCAGAAAGACUUUGAGCUUUGGUGGGCUGAGCAAGCUGCUAAUGUGCAGGCCCAGCAGUCACUGCCUCAGCCCCAGCCCCCUACAGCACCCCCAUCCAAUCCCUCCAAGGCCUGGAGAACGCCCCCUAUUUCACCCCUGAAGGACCAGGUCUCGGACCAUCAUACUACCACCGCCACCCCCCAUCAUCAGGGUCAUCUCCCACAAAGCACUGUGUACACCGCAGACCCAGCGUCUGCCAGAAGGCCGUACUCAGGGACCUCCAGGAAUGCCCUGCUCGGAGCCCUGUCCGCACAGGUGGACAGAGGCGGUGGGAGACCCCCGGUGGUUCCGCCCCUGGGGAAGCCGUCAUCCGCAGGGGGUGUGGAAGGCCCAGAGUCAAAGUCCAGCUCACGUCGCUCAAGGUCCUUAGUGGAUUCAUCCGGCCAGUCGGCCGUUCAGCUUACAGGGGACAAGAGGGCCGACGCAGACAUCAUGGCCUUCAUCAAAGCCAGGCAGAAUCUACUCCAAGCCAGAGGUCAAGCCCCAAGGUAGCAUCUGUGCGCGCUUAACAUUUUGGCUCAAAACGUCCUUUGGUACUGCAUGGAUAUUACUACAGGGAUGAGCAGCUCAUCAGCAUCCACAUACUCCACGGAAUGCCAACUUUAUCUUCCGAUGAGCAUCCUCCAAAAGUCUAAAUCACUCCAUAGGGAAUCUUUGCUGAUUUGGGGUUUCGCUUCCUGCAAUGCAUGCCAUGGAUGUUGGUUCGUGUAUAUCUGCAGCUCUGUGAUCCAGUGGUUAUGUGUGUGUAACUCACACGCCACGGUACAUGGGUUGCAACCCAGACAGGGAACAUGGUGCUUGUGUUCUUGGGCAAGACACUUUACCACAAUUGCCCCUCUCUUCACCUAGGAGUAUAAAUGGGUACCUGUGAGGGCAGAGACCAGAUUACGCUGAUCUCAAAGUGCUUCACAAACAUGGUCUCGUGGCCUGAUGAACAGGCGUAAAAAUUAUGAGGCGCUUUGAGACCUCUAUUAUAACAUGAAGAUAGUAAAUCAAAACAAAACAUAGUAAAUCGUGACGUAAUAAACAGGACUCGUUUAUAC
Patiria miniata (bat star) is the source of this 3420-nucleotide messenger RNA. It is a transcript of the gene kif6, whose product is annotated as kinesin-like protein KIF6. The transcript has 19 exons. Bases 131 to 2869 code for a protein of 912 amino acids. Gene Ontology annotation, biological process: mitotic spindle organization; microtubule-based movement. The record is from RefSeq and is a predicted model, not a curated record. Gene Ontology annotation, molecular function: microtubule binding; microtubule motor activity; ATP binding. NCBI's taxonomy places the organism in Eukaryota, Metazoa, Echinodermata, Asteroidea, Valvatida, Asterinidae.